AAAAAAAGGAGUGACUCCUGGAUGAGGAAAAGGCUUUUUCCAAUUAGCUUCCCUUCAGCACAGACAAAAGAGCCCGCUGCAGAGUCCCAGGUGCCUUGCAGCCCAGUGGCCAAGUAUUGGAGCGCCACGCCUCCGAAAGGGUGGGGCCGCCGCCUCAUUCUGGGUCUUCCCAGAAGCCGCUGCGCGGCCUCGCAGAAAUAAAAACGCGGGAGCGAGGCUGAGUACUGUAGUUGCAGUGCCAGGUCUUCGUUUUCUGAUUUUUGCAUCCUAGCAUCUGUUCGGUUGCUCCGCGGGUCUUGCCCGGCCGUUGAUUACCCCCGCCUGUGGUGCCGUUCAUUAACACGACGAGAGUGGCUAAGAGGCCCCCAAGGCCUGGGGUAGGGUGGCAAUGUGGCCGCUACGGGCCUAUACCCGCAAGAAGCGGACUGGCCAGAGGCUCAACCUAACUCCAACUCCGGACCGAAGCGUCCCCGCGAAGGCAGAGGCCCCACCAGGCCCGGGCCGGUGGCUCGUUGCCCACCGCCUGAAAGGGAAACGCAAAGCGCAGGGUUUGCCGAAGGUCGUGGAGAAGGCGGAGCACAGCGGGUGGGGAGGGAGCAGCUCUGGGCCGCUGAGCACUCAGUUAAGAGUUACAGGAAAGAAAAGCCUGAAAGAAGAUAGCAGUAGUGAAGAGAGCCAGGAUGAGAAGAGUGCUGCAUUGAGUGAAUCAGUCACUGACCUUCAGAUUGACAGUAAUUCAUCAAAUAGUGAACCAGUAUCAGGACUAAGUUUGCAGCAUGAUAUUUCCAGUUCACUUCUGAACUGUUCAAACACAGACUCUUACACAGAAUACAACAGUUUUGAAGAGAGUUCAAGUAGCUUCCCGUCACCUGAACUGUUCAGAGGGUCAGGUUAUUUAGACUGGGAGUGUCCCAAGUUGAAAGAACAUAUGCGAUGCAGGAAUUCCACUCUUCUGGACAGCAGUAAAGCAGUAGCAAUGGAGAAGGCACCACCGUUUUCAGACCUCUCUGCCAUUUUAGGUGCCUCUUCAGAAGACUAUCAGAAAUGCCAUAGAAAAACGGUGAUGACAUUAGCAGACCAAAAUCUUUUUCCAGAACCAGAGAGUACUUCAAAUUUAGAAUCAGAUAAUGCAGCUUGUGAAGUUUUACUUGCUGAGAAAACUUGCCCUCCAGCCCCUGAAAAAACAAAGAAAAAAAGAACAAAUCCCACUAUUGCUGAAAAGAAAAGGAGAGGCCUGUUAACAAGUACUCCAUCUUCAAAGACAAGUGGUUUUGUGAUUGAUUUGUCCUCAGUGCAAAAAGCAUCUUUUGAAGAACUAUUUCCAGUUGUCAGCAAUUAUGUUAAUUCAAAUGAAAUUGUUCCUAUGUCAAGUUUACAAGAGGACCCUUCAAAUGAGAUUCCUUCAAAUAUAUCAGAAAUAUGUUGUAUUAUUAGAGCAUCACCAGGAACUAGACAAGUGAAAAUUAAAGGUGUUACUAUAAAGAAGAAAUAUUCUCCUUGUAAAGAUAUUCCUCAAGAUAUUAUAAUAAAUACAAAUGGCAGGAUAUAACAGCUGUGGCUGAAUCUUCACUUUGAAGAUAUGAAUGUGAAGUAGAAGUCUAUGAAGCAGUAUGUCUGCCUGAAAUUAUAUGAAAUUAAAAAUUCCCCAUUUAUUUGUGAUAUAUCACUGUGCCGAAAUUCUGUUGAGGUGCUUAUCAUUUACUUUUAAUCAGUUAAGAAAGGAACAUUCUUCUGUAUGCUUUUCCUACACACACACAUUCUGUGUUUUUACACAAAUAAUGUACAUCUUCUAUGUUUGCCAGCCAUGCCCUCCUCCUGCAACUUAUUUUCAUAAGCGUGCUAUGCUAAUUUUUUUACAGCAACAUGUAAAAAAAAUAUUGUCAUAGUGGUUCUUAUGAA
This is a messenger RNA of Loxodonta africana (African savanna elephant), 1899 nucleotides long. It is a transcript of the gene MEIKIN, whose product is annotated as meiotic kinetochore factor. Gene Ontology annotation, cellular component: kinetochore. The transcript has 13 exons. The coding region runs from base 389 to 1549 and encodes 386 amino acids. Lineage: Eukaryota; Metazoa; Chordata; Mammalia; Proboscidea; Elephantidae. Gene Ontology annotation, biological process: meiotic sister chromatid cohesion, centromeric; male meiosis chromosome segregation; homologous chromosome segregation. The record is from RefSeq and is a predicted model, not a curated record.